AUGGUAACUGAAAUUUUCAGAGCGACCUAUACCAAGCAAGACGCCAUAGAAAAGUUCUUGAACAACGUCUUUGGAGAAGGAAACGCGACUGUGCAGUGGAAACAGGGCAAGUACAAUUGUACGCUCCCAAGACAUCUUACCGAGGCCGAAAAGAAAACGAUGCAGGAAACCCUGAACGUUGAGCAUCGUGAAAAAACUAAGAACGGUGGUACUGGGUAG
Messenger RNA from Fusarium fujikuroi IMI 58289, 219 nucleotides. RefSeq lists its product as uncharacterized. Lineage: Eukaryota; Fungi; Ascomycota; Sordariomycetes; Hypocreales; Nectriaceae. Bases 1 to 219 code for a protein of 72 amino acids. The transcript is spliced from 3 exons. The record is from RefSeq and is a predicted model, not a curated record.